This is a messenger RNA of Pyricularia oryzae 70-15, 631 nucleotides long. RefSeq lists its product as uncharacterized. The coding region runs from base 110 to 631 and encodes 173 amino acids. The record is from RefSeq and is a predicted model, not a curated record. Lineage: Eukaryota; Fungi; Ascomycota; Sordariomycetes; Magnaporthales; Pyriculariaceae. The transcript is spliced from 5 exons.
CACGGCCUGCCCACAUCGCAGCCAUGCCAGCUCCGUAGACUCAAGGUUCUAUUCAAUAAAUCCCUGCUGUUUCUCCCUCGGGAAGUAACAUCAGAUCUUGCCUCUCCGGAUGCUUCAUUUCUAUACAAGCGCUGCAUCUGCGAGUAGGGCAACAGCAGAUGCAGCCGCAUCCGUAAUUGCAGCAAGGGGCGACAGGAAGCAGCCUUCUGGCUUCCAGCACGCCGGCCGAAAGAUGGGCGAUGAAAACAAGACAACAGCGCCUGCUAGCGGCCUGUCCAGGCAUGAUGAAUGGGAUGAAGGAGCGCAGAGUGUCUUUGAGUCAAGACCAGGAACAGCGACACUUCUAGAGGAUCUUCAGGAUUCACCAGCAGCAAUCUCUCGCGCCGGGCACAUCGGUAGCUGCACAAACCUUACCUAUCAGCAUCCCAGUGCAUCGUGGCCUUGUUGCCGCCACUUCUGUCGCCCAGGCACCGGGACGCUUGUAUGGAGCCAACAGCAGCCAGCCGCAGGGGCUGAGCAUAUAAGUGGUCCAUCAAAGUGGGGAUUGCGCUGCCAGAGGGCGUUGGUAUGCUGCUCGCCAAGCAUAUCAGUUGCCGACACUAUCGAUGGCGGCAAGUUUGCCAUCAACUGA